Molecule: messenger RNA, 336 nt
Organism: Spirodela intermedia
Lineage: Eukaryota; Viridiplantae; Streptophyta; Magnoliopsida; Alismatales; Araceae
Source: the annotation of a GenBank genome assembly
AUGAACGUCUGGACGGCCUUGGCCGCGGCCUGCUGGAUCUCCCGGGCGGUGGCGGAGCGGGGGAGAACGGGGAGCCGCCACGCGGAGUCGGCGAAGUUGAGGCACGCCGCGCGCCCGCGCAGGGCCAUGGCGGCCACGUCGUGCGCCCGCGCCGCCAUCUCGGCGGUGGGGAAGGUGCCCAGCCAUAUGCGCGACUUCUUGUUGGGCUCCCGCACCUCGCACACCCAUUUCCCGGCGCUGCGGCGCCUCACUCCCCUGUACACCGGGUGCCGCGUCUCGCGGAACUUGGUGCGCCCCGCGCGCCGCUUGGGCGGCGCCGAGGACACUGUGGCAUAG